AUGCUUGUUUACCAGUUUAUAUGGCUCGAAAUCGCGCUGGGCUUCUCGGCGCCGACGUGGGGCAGACGCUACGACGUGGAGCACGAGUCGUACAAGCUGUUCGGCGAGGGCGUGCACUCGGUGCUGGCACGCUUCAGACGCAGCCCCGAGUACCUGGAGAUCCUGAAGACCCACAUGGAGGAUAUAAAGAGAGAGAAGAACGAGAUAACUCACCAUAUAAUGACGUUCACCUUCGCGGAACUGGAGAGCAGACUAGAAGCCAUAUUUGGGGUUAAUUCGACGAAGCGCUCAGGAUACGAAAAAGCGUCGUCCUGGGAAACCGGUCAGAGGCCGGGCCAUCCGUCAUACCGUCGCGACGACGAGCCCAGCACAAACACCACGGACAUGGAGGAGAAGGUCUACGCUCUCGACAACUACUCCAUGAUGGACGGCCCACUGACUGUGGACGAGAAGAAUCGUUUCAAGGACUUCGGCUUCGAGGUGGCCGGAGAGGUCAUCCAUAAGCUGAUAAGCCAUCUAGACCCGACAGACUCGCCGAUGCAGUCGACCCGGCAGCCAUGGGGCAGCGGGAAAAUAUACAACAUCACCAACACCACGGAGCACAACCACGUGGUGACGCGGUCGUCGACAGUAACAAUAUAUGUCAACUCGCUCAACUCGACGCCAACAGCAACAACAAAUGCCGCCAAAUACUACAGACAACGCAAGAAACUGUUCCGA
Iphiclides podalirius (scarce swallowtail) is the source of this 720-nucleotide messenger RNA. NCBI's taxonomy places the organism in Eukaryota, Metazoa, Arthropoda, Insecta, Lepidoptera, Papilionidae. The record is from the annotation of a GenBank genome assembly.